AUGAGAUCUAGAAGAGUGCCAUUCACCGAAGAAGGUACAAUCUUCGACCAAUAUUCACUAGAGCUUGACGGUUAUUUUCAAGAAGCAAUAAAUCAUCGACUUGAUGAAUUCAAUAGAAUCGACAAUCCGAAACAAUUAAAUUGGCGUGUAAUAACAGAUGGCUACAAAUCAUGGCAAUUUUCUGGAAAUCAAAUGGAUCUAACGCAACAAUGUUUCAAAAAGCAGGAUACUAAAGAAGAUUAUUUCAAUAACGUUGAUAAUGCUCCGCCAGCAUAUAAUUGA
Messenger RNA from Ambispora leptoticha, 282 nucleotides. The record is from the annotation of a GenBank genome assembly. NCBI's taxonomy places the organism in Eukaryota, Fungi, Glomeromycota, Glomeromycetes, Archaeosporales, Ambisporaceae.